AUGACGAGCACCACCUCGCCGUCGGCAGUCGUCGACGUGAUGCAGCGCGACAUCGAACGCGCCUCGUCCGAGGACGAAAAGAACGCCGAGUUCAAGCAGGGCUCGGGCGACGUUGCGCAGCUGUAUGCCAGCGGCACGCCCAAGUCCGAGCCCAGCCUCAUCGUCUACGAUGCUGCCACCGAAAAGCGUCUCGUCCGCAAGGUCGACCUCAUGAUCGUACCCACCGUCGCCAUGCUCUACCUCAUGUGCUUUAUCGACCGUGCCAAUGUGGGCAAUGCCCGUAUCGCCGGUCUGGAGAAGGAUCUGGGCAUGAACCCAAAGUCGUACGACUUCAACAUCCUCCUCACCGCCUUCUACGCCGCCUACGCCGCCUUCGAGAUCCCCUCCACCACGCUCACCAAGAUCCUCGGCCCCGGCAGAUGGAUCCCCAUGAUGGCCUUCCUCUUCGGCCUGCUGUCCUUGGCCAACGCUUUCGUCACCAACUUUGCAAGCGCCGUCGCUGUCCGCUUCCUUUUGGGCGUAGCGGAAGCUGGUAUGCUUCCCUCCAUCGCAUACUACCUCAGUAGAUGGUAUAAGAAGGAUGAGCUUGUCUUUAGGCUCGGUCUCUACCUCGUUACCGCCCCUUCGGCAGGCGCUUUUGGUGGUCUGCUGGCGUCGGCUAUCCUCAAGAUCCCCCAUAUCGGCUCGGUCAGGUCCUGGGAGAUGAUCUUCCUUGUUGAGGGCCUCAUCACCAUCGUGGUCGCCAUCGUCGGAUACUUUACCUUGACCGACUCGAUCCACACUGCGCGCUGGCUUACCGAGGACGAGAAGCGCUUCCUGCAGGCUAGGCUCAAGUCGGAGCUCGUUGGACAGAAGCAGCUGGUGGACAAGACGCACAAGAAGCUCAUCUGGAAGGGCAUCACCAACACCACCUCGCUCGCCUGCGCCAUGAUGUUCCUCUUCGAUAACAUCUCAGUGCAAGGUACUGCUGUCUUUCUCCCUUCUGUGGUGCGCGGCAUCUUCCCUGCUCCCAAGUACGAUGUGAUCGACCAGCAGCUGCUUACGGUGCCGCCGAAUGUGGCGGGAGCGAUUGCGACACUGGCAUUUGCAUAUGCAUCGGCCAAGUUCCGCAUCCGCUCGGUAUUUGUUGUCAGCGGCACGGUUUUGAUGAUUAUCGGAUAUUCAAUGUUCCUCGGAAGCAAGAAUCUGUACGUGCGCUAUGCUGCUUCGUUCUUCGCCACCUCGGGCGCAUUCACCAUGGGUGCACUCCUUCCAGCAUACGCGGCGGUCAACACGAACAACGACAGCGAACGUACGGGCGCCAUUGCAGUCACCGUCUUCUUUGGCAACAUCGGAGGCCUGAUUUCAACUUGGAGCUACCUCAGCAAGUACGCACCCAACUACGUCCCGGGCAAUGCGCUCAACCUCGCCGGCGCCAUCGUCAUGAUCAUCAUCGCCGUCUGCCUCGUCUCGUGGCAGAGGUGGGAGAACAAACAGCGAGAGGCGGGCAAGAGGGACUGGAAGCUCGAGGGUCUGUCCGAGGACGAGAUCCAGAUGCUCGGAUCAGACCACCCCCACUUCAGACUCAGGUACUAG
Molecule: messenger RNA, 1575 nt
Organism: Moesziomyces aphidis
Lineage: Eukaryota; Fungi; Basidiomycota; Ustilaginomycetes; Ustilaginales; Ustilaginaceae
Source: the annotation of a GenBank genome assembly